GAAUGCUGGGAAUUGUAGUUUUGCCGGCAACUCCCAGCAUGCAUAGGUUUUCCCGCGAGCUUGCAGUGAGGGAGUGAGGCCUUGGGCAAUUUGCAUGUUCCAUCUGAAAUUUGUGCUAUCUGGCUAAAGUAUAGACAUGAGUUCGUCUGGUAACUCACUUGAUGACGAGGACACGUUUAAAAUCCUUGUGGCGACUGACAUUCACCUGGGCUACAUGGAAAAAGAUGCUGUGCGAGGAAAUGACAGUUUUGUGACUUUUGACGAGAUCCUGCGGCUGGCCAAGGAUAACGAAGUUGACUUUGUGCUGCUCGGAGGAGAUCUGUUCCAUGACAACAAACCUUCCAGGAGAACUCUACAUACGUGUAUGGAGGUGCUAAGAAAGUACUGCAUGGGGGACCGGCCAGUCCAGUUUGAGAUUCUCAGCGAUCAGUCCGUAAACUUCAGCUAUAGCAAAUUUCCAUGGGUGAAUUAUCAGGAUGACAAUCUGAACAUUUCUAUUCCGACAUUCAGCGUCCAUGGAAAUCAUGACGAUCCGACCGGGGCGGACGGUCUGUGUGCGCUGGAUUUACUGAGUUGUGCCGGACUGGUCAACCAUUUUGGGCGUUCCACCUCUGUAGAGAAAAUUGAUAUCAGCCCGGUACUGGUACAGAAAGGGCGUACCAAGAUUGCUAUGUAUGGGCUAGGUUCUAUUCCGGAUGAAAGACUUUAUCGAAUGUUUGUGAAUAAACAAGUCACGAUGUUACGCCCCCGGGAGGACGAAUCCAGCUGGUUCAACUUAUUUGUAAUUCAUCAGAACAGGAGUAAACACGGAGCCACAAAUUACAUCCCUGAGCAGUUUCUAGAUGACUUUUUGGAUUUGGUAAUUUGGGGUCAUGAACACGAGUGCAAAAUAGCGCCGGUGAGGAACGAGCAGCAGCUCUUCUAUGUGUCUCAACCUGGGAGCUCUGUGGCCACUUCCCUGUCCCCUGGAGAGGCAGUAAAGAAACAUGUGGGUUUAUUACGGAUCAAGCAGAAGAAAAUGAACCUUCAGAAAAUCCCCCUUCAGACCGUGCGCCAAUUCUUCAUCGAGGACUUGGUCUUGUCUGAUCAUCCAGACCUGUUCAACCCAGACAAUCCCAAAGUGACCCAGGACAUAGAAAACUUCUGCAUAGAGAAGAUAGAGGCAAUGCUGGACAUGGCUGAAAGGGAGCGUCUGGGAAAUACUCGUAUACCGGAAAAACCUUUGAUAAGAUUGCGGGUGGACUACACGGGCGGAUUUGAACCCUUCAACACUCUUCGGUUUAGCCAGAAGUUUGUAGAUAAAGCUGCUAAUCCCAAAGAUAUUAUACAUUUCUUCAGACACAAGGAGCAGAAGGACAAGAAAGACAUUGUGGAAAUUAACUUUGGGAAGCUUGACAGCAAAUCAUCCUCAGAGGUCGCUACGCUGAGAGUGGAAGAUCUGGUGAAGCAGUAUUUCCAGACAGCAGAGAAGAAUGUGCAGCUUUCUCUUCUCACCGAGCGAGGGAUGGGUGAGGCCGUACAGGAGUUUGUGGAUAAAGAAGAAAAAGAUGCCAUAGAAGAACUGGUGAAGUUUCAGCUAGAGAAAACACAGCGUUUCUUGAAAGAACGGAACAUUGAUGCUGAGGAGGAGAAGAUUGAUGAGGAGGUUCGAAAAUUUCGGCAGACCAGAAGAGACAAUACAAAUGAAGAAGAUGAAGAGGUUCGAGAGGCAAUAAACCGGGCUAAAGCUCACAGAUCUCAGGUUGAGGACAUUGAGAUGAGUGAUGAUGAUGGCAUGGGAAGGAAAAUAUCAGGACCAUCUAUGAAUUUUUCUGAUGAAGACAAUGAUCCAGCCCCAACACCAGCAAGGGGAAGAGGAAGGGGCCGCGCCAGAGGAGGACGAGGACAGAGCACAACCACUAGAGGGACUUCCAGACGAGGACGGGGUGCCGGUGAUGUCCCCUCUGGCGGUCGAGCAUCUAAAGCCUCUGCCAAGAACAUGUCUAUCCUCGACGCCUUUAAAUCUUCCUCAUCAAGACAACCUUCUUCAAGAAAGGCCCCUGCAAAGAAUUAUUCUGAGGAGAUAGAGGACGAUGACUCCGAUAUAGAGCAGGUUUCCUUCACCUCAUCUUCCAAUGUGGCCAAGAGAUCUUCCAGCCUAUCAUCCAGCUACAGCAAGCCAAGUUCUCAAAGCCUGGCCUCUCGAGCAUCCUUCUUUGCGGACGACGAUGAUGAUGAGGAUGAGUUUGAUCCUUUCAAGAGCACUGCAUCAUCUAGAAGAAAUCGGCGGUAGAUGUUGUUAGCCCAAUUAAGGCUGUCAUCACAUUUUUCUACUUCGUCAGCAGUAAUGAGAGGCAUCAAAGAACCAUCCAGUCUCUUAUUUUAUUAGCAGUUGUCUGCCCUUUUCACUCCGAUAUGCACUAUGAUUAUGAAGGCACGUUGCUUUGACAAGUAUUGAUCUCACGUCUGUACUUGUCCCAAUCAUCUUCUGCUCUUAGCGGCCUGGUGGAGUCUCCUUUUGUCAUGUUAAUUUGUUAAUGGAAAAGUCUAUAAUCGGUUUUCAGAUAUAAAUUUUUAGAUAAUUUGUGUUUUGUGAAAAGGUUAAGAUACCCCCUGUGCCUUAUAUUUAUGACAUUUUAAACCGCACCCACAACUGCUACUCUACAGCUUGUGUACAAAUUGCAUUUUCAGCAUGUCCUAUUCUGCUUCCUUUUUCAGGAGUUAGAGAAUGUUUAGAAGCUGCUAAGGAUAGACAGAAUAGCUGCAGAACUAAUAAAUGGGUGUGAUUGACAGGAGCUGAAAACUUCUAGCUGUCUAGAUUGAAAACAGCCAUAGAACUGCUCAUUGACAAUGACCAAGACUGACAACAGCUGUAGAACUGAUAGUUGACAACAACCAAGACUAAAAACAGCCGUAAAACUGCUCAUUGACAGUGACCAUGACUGACAACAGCUGUAGAACUAAUAGUUGACAACAACCAAGACUAAAAACAGCCAUAAAACUGCUCAUUGACAAUGACCACGACUGACAACAGCUGUAGAACUGAUAGUUGACAACAACCAAGACUAAAAACAGCCAGAGAACUGAUAGUUGAUAACAGCCAAAGCUGAGAACAGCUGUAACUGAUGGAUGACAACAAAAGACAAAUCUGAAAGCAACUACCAAGACUGCAUAUAACUGUAGAUCUGAUAGUUGACAAUGACCAAUACUGAAAUAGAUGCAGAACUGAAAGUUGACAGCCAUGACUGAUAAUCACUGUAGUACUGAUGACAAAAAUGAACACAUACUUGUUAGGUGACCAAAAAGGACAACACUUGGGAAGCUGAUAGUUGACAAUAGCCAAGACUAAUAACAGUUGAUGAACUGGUAAUUGACAAUGACCAAGACUGACAACAGCUGGAGAACUGGUAGUUGCUGGAGACAAGACUUUCAGCAGCUUUAAAACUGAUAACUGCCCGUGAUGUAGACUGACAGCAGCUAGGAAGCUGAUACUUGACAGUAGUAGUAUUUUCAUAAUUCCCAUAGCAGUGAAUGGAGAGCACAUGGCUCAAGGGCAACCGUGUCUCCAUUCUCCGCUACUGGACUGCCAGAUAUAGCCGAGCCAGUGUUUGGCUAUUUUCAGAACUCCCAUAGCGGUGAAAGUAGGUUGGCCACACAUACAGCUGCUCCCUGUUCACUUUGUGGGUCCCGUUCUGGAGAUAGGUUCAGGUCUCAGAUCUGGCACCCACUCAUAUCUGACAUUAAUGGCAUAUCCUAGCGAGUUUUUUUUUAUUCUUUUGAUCAUAUGAUUGCAAAUGCCUGUAAAUACCGUAGUGACCUGUGAAGAACAUUAUUGGAGGGAAUCACAAUCAGAUUGGCCACUGGGGUAACCACAAAAUUAACAGCCCCUUUAAUGAAGAAUCCCUUUUAAUAUUUAACAUUAAAUCCGAUUUCUCUCCUGAGGUCAUUGGUUUGGCUGCAGGGCUCUCGACGGACUCCAUUGAUUGACUCUAUACUGAAGUCAUGAUCUAAGCAUCUUUACCCAGUGCAUUUGGCAGGGGCUGACUUGACAUACAAGCAGUGACAGCUCACAGUUCCCCAUUCUGGAUUAAAUUAGCUUAACGCUCUCGAAGAUCAGGAUGGCUAUACAUGUGCAGUAAGAGAAGUAUGAAAAAAUCUUUGAGAAACACUGUGCCGAGUUUUCCUUUAAGAGUGUAAAUGGUCGUAAUCCAAUUGUUGUAAUGCAGCCAUGGAUUCUCUGGUAUUCAGUGACACAUGCCAACACGUUUGUGUCGGCACCACCCGAUGGACUGGAGAAGAGUUAUGGAAUCCUAUCACUCAUCGUAACUUCCACUAAUGACAUCGGAGAGGUACUGUAGCAACUCGAAGAAACUACCGGGACCAGCUCCUGAGCCUUUAUGGAUGUGACACAUCUAAUUGACCCAACCCAAAAGUUUGUUGUCCCCCCCCCCCCCCCCCCCCCCCCCAUCCUUUAUGGGUACAUAGUGAAAUCAGCCAUUUUGUGUCCCCGGUAGUUAGAGUAACCUAUCCUUAAUCUAUGCAACAACAAAAAAAGGCAGCCUACCAUGAGUUGAACAGUCAUGAAUAAACAGUCCUUCACAUCUACUGUAUAUUAUAAAUAUAAAAGUAAUAAGUCUGCUGAAAAUGUUCUACAAAAGUGGCCCGAGCGUGUAAACCAUUAUUUUCUGAAUAAGCGCUAGGUAAACACACAAUGUAUUGCCUGCAAUUCUGCUCGGAGAAAUCUUCAGUAUAAUGGAGGUUGUUAGCAGAGACCUUUGAUACGUGACUCAUUCUGAUUCAAAGGGCUAUGGAAAUGUCAUUACGUGCAAUUUUAUUUUCUUCUGCUGGUUUAAUUUUUCUCUUGGUAUGUGGUGGCCUGCUGCUCAUUAUUAUGUAACCCUGGGAUGGGGUGGUGUUUGCAAAAAUUGCUGGAAUGUUAAAUGUUUUUCAUAAUAAAGAUUCGUGUUUUUUU
Messenger RNA from Bufo gargarizans (Asiatic toad), 4951 nucleotides. RefSeq names its product MRE11 homolog, double strand break repair nuclease (gene MRE11). Gene Ontology annotation, cellular component: Mre11 complex; nucleus. Lineage: Eukaryota; Metazoa; Chordata; Amphibia; Anura; Bufonidae. The record is from RefSeq and is a predicted model, not a curated record. The transcript has 20 exons. Gene Ontology annotation, molecular function: DNA endonuclease activity; manganese ion binding; 3'-5'-DNA exonuclease activity. Bases 137 to 2272 code for a protein of 711 amino acids. Gene Ontology annotation, biological process: meiotic DNA double-strand break formation; mitotic G2 DNA damage checkpoint signaling; mitotic intra-S DNA damage checkpoint signaling.